This is a messenger RNA of Penaeus chinensis, 3188 nucleotides long. RefSeq names its product deoxynucleoside triphosphate triphosphohydrolase SAMHD1-like. The transcript is spliced from 12 exons. The coding region runs from base 1154 to 2506 and encodes 450 amino acids. The record is from RefSeq and is a predicted model, not a curated record. NCBI's taxonomy places the organism in Eukaryota, Metazoa, Arthropoda, Malacostraca, Decapoda, Penaeidae. Gene Ontology annotation, molecular function: dGTPase activity. Gene Ontology annotation, biological process: dGTP catabolic process. Gene Ontology annotation, cellular component: nucleus.
GAUAUGGUAAUGCAUUCUUUUGUCUUUUAUCCAUUUGUAGCUAUUAAUAUCGAAUUCUGUAUCUGUGCAUGAUACUCCCAAAACCAGUGAGAUAUAAGUGCUAAGAGUGCAGAUGAAGAGAAUGUCUGGCUUACCGCGCAAAUCAAUAUGCCUCCGAUUCCUCUGAAUCUUUUGAUUAGAGAAAUAUCACUGAAAAAGACACCUCUUUUCAUCGUAGGUGAUCUAAAUGAUGAUUAAAACAAGCCCAAUUCAAAGUUAAAAUUGAAAAUUUAACAUAUGAACAAACACCAGCUUCUACAUCUUAACAAAAUACAAGUAAAAAUAGAAACAGUAAUCCUUGCAGUAAAUCACAUGUGUGAAGCAUGCUGUGGGAGUGGAUGACAUUGUUUUUUCUCUUUAUCAGAGCCAGUCUACUUGCAAUGGCGUAUUAUCUAACGGUUAUCAUUAACACAUUUUUAUUCACGGGUGACUUACCAUCGCUUUGAAAAUAUGGCAAUGUAACAUCAGUUUUCAUCAACGUAUUACCUUAAUCCUUACACUGACUAAAGUUCUCGAAAAAAAAUCGUAGAAUACAAAUUGAUUGAAACAUCAUUCUUACAGAUCACAAGUAAAAUUUAUUAGAUUAUAGACAACAACAUAAUAAACUUGCUUACAUUGUGCGACCUAUCCAAGGUUUUCGAUAGUGUCAACCACGAAAUCCUAAUUAGUAGAGUAAUUUAUGAUUUAUAACAAAAUCGAUACAUAUUGGUUCAGAAGUUAUUCAACUAAUAGAUCCCAAACAGUCAAAGUUCGUGAGAAUAUGUAAACAAAGUAGAUUUUAUCACAAGGAUCUAUAUUCUGUUCACAAUAAUCGUAGAUGAUGUGUCAACCAUUGCCCGUAUUUGCCAGCUUAUUCAAUACGCCGAUGAUAACCUACACACGAAUCCAAAUAAAACACAAUAUAUGUAAUAGGUAGUCGCCAAACCUUCGCCAAAUUCCUGUAAUGAUUUCGGUUUAAUGUCUCGAAACUCCCCUUUUUGAUCAAGGGCUAUUAGGACAGGCAGGAAUUGGCAAGGUGGAGAAACACUUCCAUAAAAUUAGAAGACUGCUACAUAAGACCGAGAACUUGGAGUGCACAUUUAAGAGCCAUGUCGUCAACAUCUAUAGAAGAGUAAUGUGGACAUUAAUCUACCUCAGCCACAUGGGCGGGAGUAAGAUCAUCAAAGAUGCUAUCCACGGAUACAUUGAGAUCCCUGCCCUCUGUAUCCGAAUCAUUGACACGCCGCAGUUUCAGAGACUAAGGUUUCUGAAGCAGCUUGGCACGGCCUCAUUGGUAUAUCCUGCGGCGUCUCACAACCGUUUCGAACACUGUGUUGGGACCUGUUAUCUGGCAGGGAAGAUGGUGAAUGCCCUUCGAAGCCGCCAGGAGGAACUCGAAAUAACGGAGACGGACGUUUUGUGUGUUCAGAUCGCGGGCCUCUGCCACGACCUCGGCCAUGGCGCCUUCAGCCACGUCUUCGAGACGUUCAUGAAGGAAUCCGAGAAGAGCUUCAGGCAUGAAGAGAUGUCCUGUAAGAUGUUCGACCACCUCCUUCGCGAGAACAACAUCAUGCAGGAUUUUAUAAGAGCAGGGCUGGGCGAGAAGGACGUUCAGUUUAUCAAGGAUCUCAUCCUUGGAGCAAAGCCUUCAGAGGAAAAAAACGGGAGAAAAGCAGCCAAGGCUUUCCUUUUCGAGAUCGUGAACAACAGGAGGACGGGCGCCGACGUGGACAAGUGGGACUACUUCCUCAGGGACUGCCACGGCCUCGGCAUCAACGUGACCUUCGAGUACGAGAGGCUGAUUCACUUCUCCAGGGCGGCCGAGGUCGAGGGCGAGUGGCAGAUCGUCUUCAAGGAAACGGAGGCGGAGAACCUGUACGAGAUGAACCACGCCAGGAUGAUGCUGCACAAGAAAGCCUACCAGCACCGCGUCGUCAAGAUCAUCGACCGAAUGCUGGUGGACGCUCUUCUGAAGGCUGACGAUUUUGUACAAUACACAGGAGGAGAUGGAAGAAGCCUCAAGCUGAGCGAAGUGUGCACCGACAUGGCGGCCUACACUUACCUCACCGAUGACGUCAUACACCGCAUCCUACGGAAGCCCGCCGGAUCCGAGGCUCUUGAGGAGGCCAAGGAGAUCCUGAGGAACAUCCAGACGAGAGACCUGUACCCCUACGUCGGCGAGCUGGAGGUGGACGCGGAUGCAGCGAAAGAGGCGAUGGCCGAACUCAAGGAUAAGUUUCCCGACUCCGCGUGCCUGGAAAGGAAAGUGAGCUUUGGCAGCGAGGCAGGGAAUCCUUUGGAGAAGCAACAUUUCUACCGCCGAGGAAAUACUAAUGAAUACAUAAAUUUGAAAGCGAAGCAGGUCUCGAGAAUGCUUCCGAGAGAGUUCGUCGAUGUCAAAUACUACGUUAUCACAAGGGGCAGCUGUAAUGUACAAGAGGUCAGAGAGUUCCUUGAAAGGAAAAGGGAAGCAACCGGAAGGCCUUGAAAUAAUGACGAAUUGAAAGUAACAGCAAGGAAAGAAGUCAAUCCAUAUCUAAUGAAAAAGCACAGCCGUUUACAAGGGGAUCGACAUUCUCGUCUGCCGGGAUUCCACCUCAUUGUUUCUUCACUGAUAGUAUUGCUCUUCCUCAGGAGACCAAAACACUGAGAUCCAUUGCCCAAUCUCAGGAAAGGAAACACUAGCAACCAGUCCUAGACUCUGGAGAAAAGUAGUAAGAAGCAAUGCAAGUAUUGUGUAACUCCAGCCAUAUUACAUAAACACAAGUAUUAAGAGUCACCUGAUUGGAAUUAUUUUUAAUGAUAAAAGAAAGAGAAGGCAAAUCGGAGUGGUCCCUAGUCUGGGAUGGAUUGACGGUUUUGCUUUUCUUAAGAUGGGAUUCGCUAUAGUUCCACAAUUCACUAUUGAUUAUAAUAAGCCGAUUUCGAAUGAGGUUCUUCACACUGUUAAGCACCAGGUUAAAUAAGGCUUAAUGUCACUGAUUAUUCAGCUCAAGUUUCAUGAUGAGUAAGAUUAACCAAAUUAUAUAAGGAAAACGAAAAUGGUAUGUUUACAGAAAUACAUGUAUCUAAAUAUGUACCCGUCUGCGGACUAAUAUAAACUUGCUGUUCAUGUGCUUGUAUAGAUAUAAAGAGAAUGUAACAUAAUAAUAAUAAAUUCUGAAUGAUAA